AUGAAAAUUGGCUAUAUGUUUGAUGAAACUGUUGGAUUGUAUCAUUAUGGGCCUAAACAUCCUAUGAAACCAUUUAGAAUUAUGGUUACACAUUCACUUGUGAAAUCAAUGAAAUUGGAAAAUAAAAUUACAGUUCUUAAACCGCAAUUAGAAAAAUUAAAGUAUCACACAGAAUCGUAUUUUAAACAACUGGGAAAAAAUGAAACAUCAGAUUGUCCAGAUUUUUUUGGUUUACAAGAAUUUUGUCAUAAAUAUUAUAGUGCAUCAAUUAAUGCGGCACGAUACAUAAAUAAUAAGCAAUUUGAUGUAGUCAUAAACUGGGCGGGUGGACUACACCAUGCUCAUAAAAACGAGCCUAGCGGGUUUUGUUACGUUAAUGAUAUCGUAAUGGCUAUUUUAGAACUUCUUAAAUAUAAUGAAAAGGUUAUGUACAUAGACAUUGAUGUUCAUCAUGGCGAUGGAGUGGAAGACGCAUUUUUACUUAAUGAUAGGGUUUUGACAUUAUCAUUUCAUAAAUUUGGUAAUGGUUUCUUUCCUGAGACUGGAUCUUUAGUAACAAGCAAUUAUAAAGCAGUUAAUGUACCAUUGUUAAGUGGUAUAUCAGAUGAAGGAUAUCAAUACAUUUUUGAACCUAUUGUUGAUGAAUGCAUCAAAAAAUUUAAACCAAAUGUGAUUGUCAUGCAAUGUGGAGCAGAUUCUUUGGGUGCAGAUCGUCUGGGUGUUUUUAACUUGUCUGUUUAUGGACACGCUUCAUGUGUACGUUUAGUUAAAAAUUACAAUAUUUCACUUAUUGUUUUGGGUGGUGGAGGGUACACUCUUUGUAAUGUAGCACGUUGUUGGGCAUAUGAAACUGCUAUUUUAUGUGGAGAGGAGUUUUGUGAUGAUAUACCAGAAGAUAAUCAGUUUUAUUCUUAUUUUAGUCCAGAUUACAAAUUUAAUCCUAAGUUUAAAAAAAAAGUGGCGGAUAAGAACAGUAAAGAAUAUUUAGAUUGUAUAUCAGAAUUUAUAUGUGAAAGAAUAAAUAAAUUUUAA
Vairimorpha ceranae is the source of this 1032-nucleotide messenger RNA. Its product is annotated as histone deacetylase 3. The transcript has a single exon. Bases 1 to 1032 code for a protein of 343 amino acids. Lineage: Eukaryota; Fungi; Microsporidia; Nosematidae. Gene Ontology annotation, molecular function: histone deacetylase activity. The record is from RefSeq and is a predicted model, not a curated record.